AUGGCCCGUCCAUUGUUAAUUAUUGUUUUAACAUCAACACUGAUUACUGGUCAGUAUUUUCAACAAUAUUCACAUCAACAACAGUAUUAUCAAUUACCUAACCAACAACAACAAAAUUUUCAUCCAUAUUCACAAACGGUUCAUCAACCUCAACAACAGUAUCAGUAUAAUGGUUUUAAUCAACAAAAACAACAAAUAAUUUAUCAAAAUCCUGGAAUUCAUCAGUAUAAUAAAGUAUAUUACCCUCAAUCAUAUCAACAACCAAUGAUACCAUCAUCAAUACAAAAUUAUCAACCAACACAGAUAAUAAAAAAUUUACAACCAUAUCAGUCACAAUACCAACAACAAGUAUUUGAACCCCAAAAUCAUCAACAACAAUAUCGACAACAAUUUAUUCAACAACCAUAUCCACAAUAUUCACAACAACCUUAUCAAAAUAAUAUUGUGAAACAAUCAUCUAUGCCACAGGUAUAUAACUAUGAAUCACAACAAAAUAAUCAACAACAACAAUAUCAAAUUCAAAAUAUAAAUCCUAAUACAGGUCCUAUUCAGUUACCUUCAAAUAAUGAUAUGAGAGAAAGAAUAUCUCAACAAAAAUACAAUUAUCCUCAACAAUCACAACAAUAUAAAUAUAGUAAUAUACCAACAAUAUCUCCACCAACAUAUAGAUCUAAUACAGUUGUAAAAGUUAUUGAAAAAUUAACAUCACCACAAUAUCAAGCACAUACAUAUAUUCAGGAUGGUUCAUUUACUAAUUCUGCUGAUGUUCCACCACCACCACCACCAGAAAAAUUUUUACCAGAAAAAACAAUUAUUCAAAAAGUACGUGUUGCCUCAGAAACAAAAGGAACAAAUUUUAUACCAUCUAAUUUUCAUGUUCUAGAUGAGGUAAAAAUACCAUCAAAUAAAAAUAAUCAUAAAAUUGAAAAUAAUGUAAAACAAGACAAUAUAGAAAUUCAAUCAACAGAUAAUAUUAUAACAACAACUCAACAAUUACCUAUAAUAAAUAAUAUAAAAGAAAAUGAUAAUAAAAAUGAAAAAAAAAUCAUACCAAAAAAUCAAGUAUCACAUUUAUCACCAUCAAAAGAUUCCACAGUGGUUAAUGAUGUAUUUUUAAAAUGUUGCCAUAGAAAAAAUGUCUCCCCAAAAUGUGAAUCAAGAUGUAAUUUUGAUAUUAUAAAUAAAAAAAUAUUAACAGCAAUGUUUCUUGGUUCUGAUCCAUGCCCACAAUCAUAUGGAAGAGAUCUUUUUUCAUGUGCUGCACAGGAUGGUGAUCAUACAGAUUGUUGUAGAAAAAUGAAUGUUACUCGAACAACAGCAGGAGAAAAAUGUUUAGCUUUUUGUAAAAUGACUCCAGAUACACAUUUUCAGGCUGAUGUAACAUAUUUACCCUGUUGGAGUGUUCUCAAUGAUAUUAAGCAAUGUUUCAAAAACGCAAUAAUUGAUUCUUUGUAA
This is a messenger RNA of Strongyloides ratti, 1455 nucleotides long. RefSeq names its product Domain of unknown function DB domain-containing protein. Lineage: Eukaryota; Metazoa; Nematoda; Chromadorea; Rhabditida; Strongyloididae. The transcript is spliced from 3 exons. Bases 1 to 1455 code for a protein of 484 amino acids. The record is from RefSeq and is a predicted model, not a curated record.